ACGAGAAAGUGUGCUUACGUUAAAAAAUCAAAUUCAGAUUAUAUUUAAAAAAUGGGUUUUAGAGGUCUGCUCGUGGAUCUGCCACAGACUAAAUGCAUUCAGUCAUUGAGUUGUGACUAAGUGUACUAUUGUCAUUUGAGAAUUACUAAAGAGAAAGCAACUUUUCUUUAAGAGGUCAGUAAACAUUAAGAUGUACAUUUAUAAAUGGCAAUUCCUUUAACACUGGUGGUGUGCUGAAAAUGAAAGUGAAGGUGAGCUGUGGUUAUCAUAUAAAAGAGACGUUCCUGUGUAGCUGAAAGACACUUUGCUGAGAGGCACAUAACUGGAGCAUGUCUUGGUUUUUUGAUUUGUUUCGAUCUAAUUCGCCCCCACCUCGAUCCCGAACUCCCCCCCCCCCCCCCACCUCCACCUUCUCCAAAACUUCUGCCUCAAGAAUGGAGGAAGGGGCCUUGGGGAAACAAAGAGAGAGAGUUGCAGAUUGUGAAGGACUACCAGCCUUUUACCGAGGAUGUCCAGCUCAGGUUUAUGCUUUACGGAGCUGUUGGUGCUGGCAAGUCCAGCUUCAUCAACUCUGUGGAAAGUGUUUUACGAGGUGAAAUAUGUAAUCGUGCUGGCGUAGAUGCGAUGGUUCGUGAAAGCUACACCACAAGCUACAAAGCCUACAAAAUCCAAAAAGGAGGACCAAGGACAUAUUACCCUUUUGUCUUCAAUGACAUCAUGGGCCUUGAGAAGGAUACAAGUAAAGGAGUUCGUGUGGAAGACAUCAAACUGGCCAUGAGGGGACACAUGAAGGAUGGUUACAAGUUCAAUCCUAUCUCAACCUUGUCUGAGGAUAACCAACACUACAAAAGAGACCCCUCUCUAAAUGACAGAGUUCAUGUUCUGGUCUGCGUCAUCCCUGGCAGCAUAGCAGGGUUGGAGAAUGAUUCUGUGAAGAAGUUGAGGGAAGUCAGACUUGCAGCCAGGGACAUGGGGAUUCCGGAAAUUGCUAUUCUCACCAAAAUUGAUGAAACCUGUCCAGAAGUCGGCAAGGAUAUAAUGAACGUGUAUAAAAGCAAGUACCUGAAGAAAAAGAUUGAGGAGGUGAGUGGCACGCUGGGAUUUCCACCAAGCAGCAUCUUUCCUGUGAAGAACUACCACUCAGAGAUCGACACAAAUGACGACGUUGAUACACUGAUACUGAGCGCACUGAGACGGAUGAUUAAAUCUGGAGAAGACUUUGUCAACGACCUGUAAAACUACAGACUGCUGAGAUCUUGUUGUUACAACGACAUGUAAAAAGGUCCUGGGAACAAGAAUAAUAUUUACUUAAAGGGGGCAAUGUGGGUUGUAGGUUUUUAUUUGCCGCCUGUAAUGCGUCAUAUCUAUUCUACAAAAUAUGGUAUCUCUACCUGAGUGAGUAAAUCUAUGAAAAUGCUUUACUUUUUGCAUUAUGAUGUUUUUAGUUUCGUUUUUUUGAUUCAACGGUUAUUUAUCCGGCCAUCUUCAGCUAUUCAAUAAUCUGAACAAUAGCAGGUCAAAAGACAGAAUUUGUUUGUAAACCAAAACUUUAUGUUUAAACUUAUGAUUACAUAUGCUGUACCUGUCACUGAUUAAAAUACAUUUUCCUAUUCUCUGUUGGAUGAGAUUUAAAUUGAACAUUUUACUGUGAAUGCAAUAAAUCACAAAAAUAUUGAAAUGA
This is a messenger RNA of Eleginops maclovinus (Patagonian blennie), 1681 nucleotides long. RefSeq names its product interferon-induced protein 44-like. The record is from RefSeq and is a predicted model, not a curated record. Bases 526 to 1236 code for a protein of 236 amino acids. The transcript has 8 exons. NCBI's taxonomy places the organism in Eukaryota, Metazoa, Chordata, Actinopteri, Perciformes, Eleginopidae. Gene Ontology annotation, biological process: immune response.